AUGGCAGUUCCUCUGGCUCUGAGAUGUUUCGUUCUUUGCUCAAUGCUGGUGCUAAUGCUGUUCGUCGGCGUCGAAGCUGUGGUAGACGAAAAUGAGCUCCAAAUAUUAAGUGUCAAAGAAUCACAGCAGUUACAGGACUUAAACAACUCAACCAUGGCGGAUAGGUCAAACGAGUACGCUGGAGUCAGUCAUGAACAUGCGGUAGACGAUCCAGAAGUGGUGGCUUCCAUGGUUGAUAUUGUCAAAGAAUCACAGCAGUUACAGGACUUAAACAACUCAACCAUGGCGGAUAGGUCAAACGAGUACGCUGGAGUCAGUCAUGAACAUGCGGUAGACGAUCCAGAAGUGGUGGCUUCCAUGGUUGAUAUGUGA
Ilex paraguariensis (yerba mate) is the source of this 372-nucleotide messenger RNA. The record is from the annotation of a GenBank genome assembly. Lineage: Eukaryota; Viridiplantae; Streptophyta; Magnoliopsida; Aquifoliales; Aquifoliaceae.